AAAUUUGUGCAGCAAACCACGUGUAUUGUAAUACUUCUGCAAUAAGUGCGAAUUCACGUGCAUUCACAUAUGCAACGUGUAAAAUUUUAUCAGUGUAGUGUUCUGGCUAAUUGUGAGGUACGAGAAUUUUUGUUGAUUUUUCUUCCAAGAGUUAUAUCUGUUUGUCUGUGACUUUACCAAGUAUACCAACAUCGCUAUCGCCACACCUCUAUGUAUCACAUUGAAUGCGUACCACGUCAAUGGUCAAUCAUUUUUUCGUGUUUCGUUGAUUUGUUGCUUUAGGAACAAUUAUGGUGUCGGUUUUAAAUACGGUGGAUACCGGGCAUGAAGACAUGAUCCAUGGAGCAGAAGUGGAUUAUUACGGGUUGCGUUUGGCGACAUGUUCAUCUGACAACACAGUAAAAAUAUUUGAUAUUAAGGGUGGAGCUCAAACGCUAGCUGCAGAUUUAAAAGGACAUGGUGGUCCGGUAUGGCAGGUAUCUUGGGCUCACCCACGCUAUGGUAAUGUAAUUGCGUCAUGUUCGUACGAUCGUAAAGUAAUAAUUUGGAAGGAAGCCGGAUCUGGUAAUUGGAGCAAGUGGUUUGAAUACAGUAAUCAUGAUUCAUCCGUAAAUUCUGUUGCCUGGGCUCCGGCAGAAUAUGGCUUAAUUUUAGCAUGUGGUAGUUCUGAUGGAUCUGUUUCAAUUCUGACAGCGAAUAUAGAGGCGGAUGCAUGGGAUUCAAAAAAAAUUCCAAAUGCUCAUAGUAUUGGAUGUAAUACCGUUAGCUGGUGUCCUGCUACAACACCUGAGCCGGCCUUUGAUCAAAGAUUGUCUAAAACCAGUACAUCAGUCAAACGCCUUGUAACAGGAGGAUGUGAUAAUUCCGUUAAAAUUUGGAGAGAAGAAGGAGAACGCUGGGAAGAGGAGAAACGUUUGGAAUUGCAUUCCGAUUGGGUACGGGAUGUGGCGUGGGCUCCAAAUGUUGGACUUCCUCGUCACCAAAUUGCAAGCUGCUCUCAGGAUCGUCGAGUUAUCAUCUGGAGCAGCGAUGAUUUGCAAAACUGGCAGUCAACAAUUUUGAAUAAUUUUGAUGAUGUUGUUUGGAAUGUGAGCUGGUCAUUGACAGGAAAUAUCUUAGCUGUAUCAGGUGGAGACAACAAAAUCAGUUUGUGGAAGGAAAGCAAUGAAGGACAAUGGUUAUGUAUAAGCGAAGAUACUAAUACAGCUCAGUCGCAUUCGGUUAACCAAGCUCAGAAUUUUGUGAAUGAACAAAGGACAUUGUAAUAUCCAAUUAUCAAUCCUUUUUCUCAUUUCUAUAUUAAUAAAAUUACACGAGUAAUACAAGCUCAUACUGUAUUUAGGCAUAGG
Sabethes cyaneus is the source of this 1349-nucleotide messenger RNA. RefSeq names its product protein SEC13 homolog (gene Sec13). Gene Ontology annotation, cellular component: nuclear pore outer ring; COPII vesicle coat. Bases 291 to 1265 code for a protein of 324 amino acids. Gene Ontology annotation, molecular function: structural molecule activity; protein binding. The record is from RefSeq and is a predicted model, not a curated record. The transcript is spliced from 2 exons. Gene Ontology annotation, biological process: protein import into nucleus; COPII-coated vesicle budding; positive regulation of TOR signaling. Lineage: Eukaryota; Metazoa; Arthropoda; Insecta; Diptera; Culicidae.